Hansenula anomala is the source of this 681-nucleotide messenger RNA. Its product is annotated as emp24/gp25L/p24 family protein. The transcript is spliced from 2 exons. The record is from RefSeq and is a predicted model, not a curated record. NCBI's taxonomy places the organism in Eukaryota, Fungi, Ascomycota, Saccharomycetes, Phaffomycetales, Wickerhamomycetaceae. Bases 1 to 681 code for a protein of 226 amino acids.
AUGUUGUUAUUUGUGAGCUGGUUAUUACUAUUGCUAACAUUUGCUGGGCUGGCACAAAGUCUCGGUUUCUACCUUGAACCUAUAAAACAACGUGAAAUAAAGAGCCCGAAGGACUUGGAAAGGGGAUUCCUAUGCUUUAGAUAUGAAUUGGAGGAUGAAGUGACAGUUGUUGAUGUGAGGACUGGUGGUGAAAUCACUAAUCAAAAGUUGAAUGUGGUGAUCAAAGACCAGAAUUUCAACACUUUGAGAAGAAAAGAUCACAUCAAAGAUGAUAAUUUGAGAAUGGUGUUCAAGCCAGAGCCCCAUUCCAUUGUGGAUAUAUGUUUCAUCAAUAUAGUGAGUGAUGCUUCAUGGUUGAAUAAGGGAAUAGCUCGAGAAAUGGAGAUGGAUGUUGAUGUCUUGAGCUCCAAGCCCAAAUACAAUUACAAAGAGUUGAAAGAAUUGAACCAUCAUCUCCAGAGCACAAACCAAGUCCUUAUUGAUGAUGUGGAUCGUCAAUUGAACAAGUUUGAAAAGGAGCUCAAGUAUCUAGUUAAAAGAGAACAUCAGUUGAGAGAUUUGAAUGAAUCGGUAUUUGAGAAAUUGGCGUUUUUUGCAUUUCUGUUUUCGGCUCUUUUCGCGCUUUCGCAGAUUGUCGUUUUCUCGACUUUACGCCGUUUUUUUGCAGAAAAUUUUUGGUGA